AUGUAUCUCUCCGUCCGCCCGAGAGACGUUUAUAACUUCGACGAGACCGCCUUGUACUUGUCGGUCUUACCUCGCAAGACGUACGGGGAAGGGCGCGUGGCAGGUCGCAAGUUGGCGAAGGAGCGCCUCACAGUCGGGUUGCUAGUGAACGCGGAUGGCAGCCACGCAUUUCGCCCCUUGGUCAUCUCUAAGGCCAAGCGACCGCGGGAUUUUCUUCCCGACUACGACCCUGAGGAGCUAUGCUACUGGCAUCACAACAAAAAGGGAUGGAUGACGGCACCGCUCUUCACGCACUUCAUCGGCCAGCUGAACGCCGCAAUGGUGGCCGAGGACCGUUUCAUCGUCAUCCUGUUGGAUAAUGCAAGCAGCCACGCCCUCCGUAGCGACGACGCCACGUCGGAGGACAUGUUUGGCUUCCGCACCCGCAACCUCGGCAACAUUCGGCUGGUCUUCCUGCCGCCCAACACGACCGCCUUCACGCAGCCGCUCGACCAGGGACUGAUAGCCACGACGAAGGCGCGCUAUCGCCAGCACUGGCUCCGUGCGGUCACGGCUUUGUGGACCGAUGAUGGCGCCAUGCCCGUGAUGGCGCGCUACCGUCCGAACAUGCGCGACGUCAUCGCGUGGUUGUCGGACGCAUGGAUGAACAUUCCCGUGCGCACGAUCCAGCGGUGCUGGUGGCGCACGGGGUGCAUGCCGCGCUCGUGGGCCAUGCAACUGGCGCAUGUCGGCCAGGACGGCCUUGCAGCAGUCGGCAACGGCGUGAACGCCGCUCUCCCCAUUGACCUCGACGAGGACAUUGGGGACGUGGGCUUGAUGAUUGCUCGGCUCGGUCUCGGGACGAGCGCCAUGCUGGCCGCGGCCUUCGUCGCCCUCGACGACGAUCAGCCCACGUGCGCCGAGCCGGGCGAAGACCCGCUCGCUCUUGAGCCCGCGGCGGGGUAUUCGGACGCAUCGUGGGAGGCGCCGACCGCCAUGCAGGCAGUUUACAACGACGACAAUCCGGAGAGCCGAGAGGCGCGGCGCUAUGCCCGAGCGGCGAGCGAGAUGCUCAUUGGUUACGCACGUGCCACCGGCAUUUCGCCGCGCAACCUGUGCGCGCUUUUCGAGAUUCGUAACCCCAUCAUCGUCGACCACAUGGAGCGCGCAAGCCCCCCCCUGAACCUGAACCUGAACGCGACCCCGCAGCCCGCUCGCCAGCCUGCUGCGUCCCCUGCUGUCGAUCCUGCGCAGGCACCUGCGGAGGCACGCGCUCCUCGUCGCCGCGGGCGCGUUCUGCCUGCGUGGAUGUACGCGCCUGCUCCCACCCGCCAGCACCUGAUCGACUCAGGCGUGAGUGCCGUCAUGAACGGCUAUGUUGAUGCUGCAGAGUGGAUGACUCUCCCGAACCGUCGCCCACGCUUUCCCCCACCGUCGCCCACGCUUUCCCCCACCAUCGCCCACCCUUCCCCCUACCUUCGCCCACCCCCACCGUCGCCCGCGCUUGCCCUCCCAUCGCCCUCGCUUAGCCUUGCCGCCGACCUCCCUUCCCUCCCACCUCUCUCCGCGUCCCUCUCACCCACCCUGGACGGGGAGGUAUGGCGGGCUGGGCUGGGAGCUAGGGAUGGGGUCGUGACUCGUUCGCUGUGGGGUGUGGAAGGGUGCGUGUCGUCCUCCUCUCCCUCUCCCUUCCUCCCUUCCUCCAUCUCUCUGCCUCACUACCCUCUUUACCCUCUCUGUUGCCCGUCGUCCCUUCCUCCCUUCCUCCCGUCCUCCCGUCCUCCCUUCCUCCCUUCCUCCCGUCCUCCCGUCCUCCCUUCCUCCCGUCCUCCCUUCCUUCCGUCCUGCCUUCCUCUCGUCCUCCCUUCCUCCCGUCCUCCCGUCCUCCCUUCCUUCCGUCCUCCCUUCCUCCCGUCCUCCCUCCGUCCCGUCUUGUUCCCAUCCAUCCAAUCCGUAGCUCCUCCUCACCCCAUCUCCUCCCUUCCCUCGAACGAGCUCGCUCAUUCCCCUCCUGUCACCCACGCACGCACCCUCCCCUCGACCGACAAGUCGUUCUCCGCUUCCGUCGCAUAUGCGUUCAUUUCCCCUUCCCUCAUCUCCCCAUUCCUCAUCUCCCCUUCCCUCAUCUCCCCAUUCCUCAUCUCCCCCUCCCUCAUCUCCCCAUUCCUCAUCUCCCCUUCCCUCAUCUCCCCAUCCCUCAUCUCCCCAUCCCACACCUCCCCAUCCCUCAUCUCCUCAUCCCUCAUCUCCCCAUCCCUCAUCUCCCCAUUCCGCCUCACCCCAUUCCGCCCCACCCCAUUCCGCCAUGCCAUCCUACUCCUCAUCCCCAUUCCCUCGUUUCCCCAUCCCUCCUUUCCCGAUCCCAUCAUUCCCUCUGCCAACUUUCCCAUCCCACCAUACGGUCAUACCCCAUCCCGCGACCUCCCCGUCACCUCCACCCGACCCCUCUCCUCCCUGCUUCUUCCCAUCUUCCCAUCUUCCGCCUCGCCAAAAGGUUUAUUCUUCACCACCUCCGCUAUCCAUCCUUUCUAUACCCAUCCCCUCCUCCCCAUCCAUCCCAUCCCCAACUCCUGCCCCUAUCCCUCCUCUCGCGAUCCCUCCUCUCGUUUUCUCAUUCCCUCCUCUCGUUUUCUCAUUCCCUCCUCUCCCCGCCCCGUUCCUCCAUGUCUCCCAUCUGCCGUACCUCACCUCCAUCUGUUCCUCCCAUCCUCCAUCCUCGUUACCUCCCUGCCACCCUUUCUCCUCCCCACCCUCCUCCCCAGCCUUUCUUCCUCCCCUCCCUUCUGCUUCUCCCCCAAGCGUCCUCCCUGCCUCCCUUCCUCCCAUCAUCACUUCCUCCCUUCCUUCAUUCCUGCAUUCAUCACUUCUUCCCUUCCUCUGUUCCUCCCUCAUUUGCCAGUUGUCAUUCUUUUGAAUGCUUGCUUCCCUUAUAUUUCAGCCACGUUACAUCUGACUUCUUGGUUUGUGUUUGGACAGGCCUGCUCUGCAUCUGGUUGUGAAUAA
This is a messenger RNA of Closterium sp. Naga37s-1, 2982 nucleotides long. The record is from the annotation of a GenBank genome assembly. NCBI's taxonomy places the organism in Eukaryota, Viridiplantae, Streptophyta, Zygnematophyceae, Desmidiales, Closteriaceae.